Messenger RNA from Thermochaetoides thermophila DSM 1495, 495 nucleotides. RefSeq lists its product as uncharacterized. The coding region runs from base 1 to 495 and encodes 164 amino acids. The record is from RefSeq and is a predicted model, not a curated record. The transcript has a single exon. Lineage: Eukaryota; Fungi; Ascomycota; Sordariomycetes; Sordariales; Chaetomiaceae.
AUGUCUACUGUCGCCUUCAAGCCCAACCAUCUCGCUGUUUUUGGCGCCGCGGCCGCUGGCGGUGCGGGCGGUCAACCUCCUCGCCGUCCUAACUUUAACCCUAAACCCCUUGACGACGAUGGUGACCUCGAGCUCAACCACCAAGAAGAGGAAGGGGUGUCCGCAGGGGAUGAAGAUAACGAUAGUCCCGAUGACGCCGCUGAGGAGGGCUUCCAGGAACGGCGCAGAGCAGGUGGAGGUGCUUUCCCCCCUAAUUCUCUUCCCAACCAUCCUUUGAAGCACAAGAAAGACCCUAUCAGGCAGAAGAAGCAGCGGGAGAAAAAUAAGAAGAAGAGCAAAACGGGGAAGAGGACUUACCUCAAGGAGCCGGAUACGUUUGACUGGAGGGUGAGAGCCGGGCUGUGGCUCAUGGGAACCACACCGGAGAAAAUUAUGGUGAAGGUGAAGGAGCAGGAGAGGAAGAGGGAGAGAGGAAGUGAGCAUGAUGAGGAGUGA